This is a messenger RNA of Debaryomyces hansenii CBS767, 726 nucleotides long. RefSeq names its product transcription factor (gene MCM1). The coding region runs from base 1 to 726 and encodes 241 amino acids. The record is from RefSeq and is a predicted model, not a curated record. The transcript has a single exon. Gene Ontology annotation, biological process: positive regulation of transcription by RNA polymerase II. Gene Ontology annotation, molecular function: DNA-binding transcription factor activity, RNA polymerase II-specific; protein dimerization activity; RNA polymerase II cis-regulatory region sequence-specific DNA binding. NCBI's taxonomy places the organism in Eukaryota, Fungi, Ascomycota, Pichiomycetes, Serinales, Debaryomycetaceae.
AUGUCUGAAGCUACCAUUAAGAAGUUGGAUAACGAUGAACAGUUAGGAUCUAGUGGAUCAGGAAAUACCCAGUUCACGUCUAAUUCGUCUACCGCACCUACCGGGGGAGAUGACGACGACGACGAAGAACCCACCAGCGGCGGAAAACAACAAAAGGAGAGAAGAAAGAUUGAAAUCAAAUUUAUUCAAGACAAGUCGAGGCGUCACAUUACAUUCUCCAAGAGAAAGGCUGGGAUUAUGAAGAAGGCAUACGAAUUGUCGGUAUUGACGGGAACGCAGGUUUUGUUGUUGGUUGUUAGUGAAACCGGUUUGGUGUAUACCUUCACCACUCCUAAAUUACAGCCUUUAGUCACCAAGUCUGAAGGUAAGAACUUGAUCCAGGCGUGCUUGAAUGCUCCAGAAGAAGGGUUGGGUGACGACCAAGGAGAUCAAUCCGAUGGUAACUCUCAAGAGCUGCCAGACCAAAGCCCAGUACCGCAACAAGGGCAACAACAGGCCCAACAACAGGCUGCCCAGGUCCACCAUGCGCAACAAGUCCAGGCCGCCACCGCUCAACAAAUGCCUCCAGGGGCCCAUAUACCUCAUGGCAUGCCCUACCCGGGAGCUGGACAUCCUCAGGCUGGUAUGCCUAUGCCUCCUCAGGGUUACAACGACCCAAAUGUAUACCAGCAAUAUUUUGCUAACAUGCAAAAUAGCAAUAUGCCAAACCAACAACAAUACCAAUAA